AUGGCGUCGACAAAAUACACUCGCUCUUUUCCAAAUGAUCGUUGGAAUGACGCUUUAGCAAGUGUUUGUUCUGUGUUUACCAUCAAAGAUCUUUAUUCAGAGCAAAAAGAAGCCUUGGAGAACUUUUUUGCUGGUAAACAUGUGAAUUUACCAACCACGUUUGGAAAAUCAUUGAUUUACCAAGCUAUUCCAGUUAUGGAUGAUUCCGUCAAACUUCGAACAAAGCGUAGCGGAAUAAUUGUCGUAAUCUCGCCUUUAAAGUCUUUGAUGAUUGAGCAGGUCGCAUUUUUAAAUAGCAUCGGUUUGCCGUCGGUUUCUCUAACAGAUGCUGAAUGUGAAAAUGUAAAGGUGAUCCAAGAUGUUAUCCAUGGGAAGUAUUCGCAUGUUUUUCCUCGCCUGAAUGCCUUCUUUCCGUCAACGUUUGGAGGGGUAUAUUUGCAUCUGAGCAGUUUAAAGAAAACCUUAUUGGUGUUGCAAUCGAUGAAGCACACUGUAUAAGUCAAUGGUAAGUUGCAAAUAUAUUAGCAAACAUGCAAGAACUGUAUGUUUUCUUGAAGCUUGCCCGGUGUGGAUAUACACUCAGAGUAACAUCACAAACAUAUUAUUCACCUGAGUACACAACACCAACACAGAAAAAUAUCAUAUUACAAGAUUACAUUGGUAUCGAAGGAACUAGAUUCUGUUCCGAAAUAUCACUUACUCGAACCGUCCUGACCGCGUAGUAGCUCAGUUGGCAGAGCAUUGGGCUAGUGUUCCAAAGGUUGUAGGUUCGAUUCCCACCGUGGCCGGGCAUAUUUUUCAAGCUCGCCCGGUGUGGAUAUACACUCAGAGUAACAUCACAAACAUCAUGUAUGUAAAUAUGUUUGUAAAACAGACUUGCAUAUGAGUUUGAAAUAUCUGUUGAAAUAGCUGUUGCUGAAGUAGCCUGCUUACAGGCUAUAUUAUAUUCUGGUAAAAUUGUUUCCAUGUAAACCAACUGAAAAUAACCUAGUUUGUAGUUGUGCAUUUACUGCACAGUACACUUGCACACUGCAUAGUGAAUGAGCAAGCCAGUGAAUGAUAUAAAAUAGAAUAUAUAGAGUUCUUUGUUCUUUGUAGGGGAAUGUCAAAUAGUGAACAAGGGAUAAAAAAGAUUCCCUUCCGAAAGUGGUAUGGAAAUCUUGGUGAGCUGAUGUCUCUUGUUCCAAGUAACACCAAUUUUGUGGUCCUCACUGCCACUGCGAUGCAAGAAACGACUGAUUGCAUUUUUGAAAGUUUAAAGCUACCACCAACGAAAACCCAUACUGUAAAGCAAAGUCCUGAUCGCCACAACCUACGAUACAGUGUCCAGUACAUUGAUAAUAAUAUACCCUUAAAAAUGGUUUUUGCUGGCCUCCUCAAUGACAUGAAUGAGAAAGGAGUGGAAGCGGACCGAACAUUGAUAUACUGUCAAACCCGAAAGCAUUGCGGUUUAUUAUAUCGUUUAUUCGAGAUACAUCUGAAAGAUAAAUUUUACCAUGGCUGUGCUAAACCCAAGAAUCGAGUUGUUGAAAUGUAUCAUGCAUCAACUCCUGAUAAUGUGAAAAAGCAUAUCAUUGAAAAUCUCAGUGAUGAAAGUGGGCAUAUACGCAUCUUAACCUCUACAAUUGCAUUUGGGAUGGGUGUUAAUUGUAAAAGCGUUCAUUGUGUUGUACAUUUUGGGCCUUCUAAAAAUAUGGAAUGUUAUGUGCAAGAGAGUGGGCGAGCCAGUCAGGAUGGAAAGCCAAGUAAUUGCAUCAUCCUUUAUAAUGGAUUGCUAGCUAGUUAUUCUACUCCUAAAAUGAAGAAACUCCUCGCUAAUGAAACAUCAGAAUGUUUGCGUCAAUUGAUAUUUGCGGAUUUCGAUAUAGGUAGCUGUCAUUUUGACUUACCUCAUCAGUGUUGUGAUGUUUGUGCACAGACAUGUCAAUGUGGUAACAGUGAUUGUGGAAAAAUACCAGUCAUAAGUUGUGAUCAAGAUGAUGAUGACAAUGAUAUUCCAACAAUUAUCCGAUCAGUGACAACAGAAGAUAAGGCAACACUGAAAAGUCUUCUAAUGUCAUACAGAAUGCAACUGAUAGAGAUGGAGGUGAACACUAUGACCUCCUCUCUUGGCAUUCCCAAUGUUUUUCUUGAAUUUGGAGGAAUGCAGAUCUCCCAAGUCCUCAACACCUGCCACAAACUAUUCACAAUUGAUGACGUAGUUGAGAAUGUGGAAAUUUGGAGGAAAAAUCAUGCUCUAGGAAUUUUAGAAGCUAUUAAACAUGUUUUUAAUGACAUUGACAUAGAUUUGGAUUUGUCUGCAGUUGAGGAUGAGGGAUUGGACAUUAACAUGAAUUGGGAAGAAGUCAGGGAUGAUUCUAGUUUUCUGAACAUGGUCAAUUCGCAAUCUAUGGAGUGGAGCCAAACAGACACCUCUGCAGACACUACUUUAGUGGAAAACCGUAGUGACUUCUUCAAAGCUUUAGUACACAAGCACAUAAUUAUUGACAUUGCAUUGGCAGAACAAGGCCACAAAUUACUGUAGGACAUUGGACAAUGUCCGACUAAAUUUGGCAAAUGUCCGAGCGAAAGUAAUUUUGAUUGGACAUUGGUCCAAUCAUACAAAAAAAUGUCACUUUAUACAUCUCUUGCCGUGACAAAAUCCGAUUUCAAAUUCACUCAAUUUGCAUUUUGCAAUAAAAUUUACGAGGCAUUCUAGCAUUUUACUUAAGUUAAUGUCGUUGGAAUGGCUAUACAUACUUGUCUUGUGACAUAUAUAUAUAUAUAUAUAUAUAUAUAUAUAUAUAUGUAUCUUGUGACAUAUAUAUGUCUGACCAAAAUUAAAAAUGAUUGGACAAAUAUUUGCGACCCAACUAUCAAUUUCUAUUAACGCCAACUAUUAAUGUAACCCAUUAAGGUGCAACAUUUACUUUAGAAGAGAUAUAAUUUGGGUAUCAACCCCUAUUACCCACAGAAUAGGGCUUGGCACAAUUUGCCUCUGGACCAUGGGUUGCCUGACCAUCUUGUGGCCGGGAAAUCUGAUUGGUUGAUUAGGCAUGAGAUAUUUCUAUUGGUUGCUUAAAAAUAACAAAGCCAAGAUGACAACUGCAAAAGUCAUCUUUAAGGUUUUAUCAAAUUUAGUGUCAAUCAUAUUUAUCUCUGUCAAUGCAUAAACAUUAACAUGUGGAUGGCCCAUGGAUUAGGCACAAAUUGUGUCAAGCCUUAUUCCAAUAAUAGAGAUUGAUACUCGGCAGAUUGGGGGAAAUCCUUCCUUAAAAAUUCAGGCUGCAAGAAGGCUAACUUGACCAAUAAGAUGCAAGAGUCUUAAAGCUAUAAAUACAUUGGGUUGCAUUGCACCUUGAAAGAUUACUUUUGUAAAUAGACUCCAGAUGAUGUCAAUCAGUAUCAUAUGUAAAAUACAGAUUAGGUGUGUUGCAAUUAAAUUUAACAUAAAUUAUCAGUGUGCUGCUAAAACGUUUAUGCAACCAGAGUACAAGGUUCUCUACCUAGCCUUUCUAUGUAGGAUCAUAUAUUGUUUAUGAUCAUUGAUCCAACUAAAGUAUUUUUGCAAGUUAAAGCCAGAUAAUAAAGUUGGCUCAACUUUCGAGAAGCAACCAUAACUUCUACCAGGUGUUAUGGUCAACGCAUUCUGUGAUAAAAGUUCACUGAUUAUCUUUUCCAUGUCAGCCUUUUCCGACUUGCAAACAUGCUUCCCUGAUCUUUUAUACAACAACAUUGAUUCAUCAAAAUUGUCUGUGAGUUGCUUUGUUAUGCCCAAUGCAUGGGAAAACUCUGUUGAUAAAUUCUAGGGCAAGAUCUAGAGGAAUGUUGCCACCCAUUGUAUUCUUGCGUUUGGAAAAUCUGUUCCAAGUAAGUUGAUGGACAGCUUUUGGACUCAAAAGUGCAUUUAUCUGGAAGAGCAGAUAAAGGCCUUCCAAAGCAUACUUAUAGCUACCUUUGUCAUGAUGCAGAUACAAUAAAAGAAAUUUCUAAUAAUUCUAGCACCAUCACCUUCUGAAAUUGCAUCAAAGAAAUUUAGGAUGACCAUACCAUAAUCGAGGAGAGCUUUCUGAUAGUUAUACAUGUCAUCUUGAACGACAUCAUCAUGGAUUUCAGUGAGAAGAGGUUGCUCUUGUAUACUGACAGGUGGACUAUGAGACUGUGUCUCCACUUUCCAUCAGAUUGGAAAGUUUUCUUGCAACCUGGAAAAUGACACUUGUACCGACCGUCAAGUGUUCUAUCCUUUGAAUCCUGAAGCUCUCUCUCUUCCAACUGUUUGACUGCUUUAGCAAUUUUCUUGUGCUUUACUUCAUCAAGGAUGUACUUAUCAACAAUGGAAGUGGAUAACUUUGUCAAAUACUCUUUCUUAUCUUAUCUUUGUUAUUCCAUGUUUCUACAUUGUUCAAGGUAUCUGGCUCUUCUUCUAAGCUUUCCAUUCCUAAUUCAAUCAUGCCAGCAGCAACAACACGUGACUGGAUUUCCAGGGUAAAGAAACGGCGGUUGGCAUUAACCGCUGAAUCUACAUCCUUCUUAACUGAGCGACGAUUGAUAAGGUUUAUUAUUAUUAUUAUUAUUAAUCUUAUUUAAUCACGGUAGCCUUUCAGAAGUACAUCUGUUUUUCAAAGGGCCGUGAGUUCAUUAAAAUAUUUACAUAAUUGGAGAGAAAAAAAAAAGAAAAAAAAGGAAAUCUAAAAGCGAGAAAAACAGGCCACUUACAUAAACUAUUUACAUGGAUGCAAUUAAUUACACUAUAGAUUAGGACCAAUGGAUUAGGACAUACGUUUUAUGACAUUCUUAAAGGAGUUGACAGAGACAUCUUCUAUUAAUGCUUGAUCAAUAAUAUGAUUAGGUAGGUUAUUCCAACUCAUAGCUCCUCGAUAGGGAAAGCUAUUUUUUUGAAAAUUUGUCUUUGGCUUAGGUAGGUAAAUAUUUCUAUUGUUGCUACGUAAUUGAUAGUUGCCGUUUUCGUUCAAGUUAAUUGUCUGCAUUAGGUAGUCGGGCACUAGACCUUUAAGGGCCUUAAAUAUCAUUACAAGGUCGCGCUCGUCUAAGUUGUCUUUUAUAGGUCUCCAGUUUAAGGUUUCAAAAAUGUUAGUUGAUCGUAUGUCGUAACUGGAUCCUGUUAUUACACGAGCAGCCCUUUUCUGUAACUUAUAUAAUUUAUUAAUGUGAUCAGCGCGAAAGCCAUGCCACACAGUUGAGCAGUAGGUAAAGUGAGGAAAUACAAGUGAAUUAUACAUUGUAAUUAAAACAUCUUGUGUAACAAAAUCUCUAGCUCUUCUUAACAUUCCGAUACGUGCUGAGAUUGUUUUACAUUGUUUACUGUUAUGUUCUUCCCAUUUUAAUUGUUCAUCUAUAAUUAUGCCUAAGGAUUUUGUGCUUUCAACUCGUCUUAUUUGCUCGCCUGCGAUUGAUAUGUUUGUAGUAUUUGUGCCAAUAGAAUUUAUUUUUUGUCGUGAGCCAAUAAUCAUGUAUUCAGUUUUUUUACGGUUUAAAGUCAGCUUGUUUGCGGUUAACCAUGUGUGAAUUAUUUCUAAAUCGUGAUUCAGUUUACUCUCUAUAUCUGCGGAUGAUAGUCCGUUACAUGAUAGGCUUGUAUCAUCCGCAAACAUUGUGGCGCUUGUUGUUACAAGGCAAUUUGGCAGAUCAUUUAUAUAAAGGAGAAAUAGCAACGGGCCUAGAUUUGUCCCUUGAGGAACUCCGCAGGUAAUUGUUCUUAUAUCCGACAUUUUUUUGUUAAUUUUACAUAUUUGCUGCCUCUUCCUUAAAUAUGACUGAAACCAUUUGUGUGCUGUACCCUUUAUUCCAUAAGCUGUCAAUUUAGAUAAAAGAAUAUUGUGGUCCACCGUAUCGAAUGCUUUUUUUAGGUCUAAGAAUAGUACACCAUUAAUGAGACCUUGGUCCAUGUUUAUUAACCAUUCAUUUGUUAAGCUCAGUAGUGCAGUUUCAGUUGAAUGGAGUGAUCGAAACCCUGACUGGUUUGGUGAUAUGAUACAGUUUUCGUCUAAAUAAUCAAGUAUUUGUGUAUAGACAAUUUUCUCGAAAAUCUUUGCAAUUGUUGAAAUUACUGAAAUAGGUCGAUAGUUUCCACAGUCUGAUUUUUCACCUGAUUUAUAGAUAGGGGUAACCUUGGCGACUUUCCAAUCUUCUGGAAAAAUUCCAGUACUUAACGAUAGGUUGAAUAGAUGAUUUAGGGAUGGUAUUAUGCUGUCGCCAGCUUCCUUGACCAAUUUUGUAGAUACGUUAUCAAGACCUGGUGACUUGUUAGUUUUGAGGUUCUUAACCACUUUUAUUAGCUCAUCAUAGGUUAUGGCAUGAAAUUCAAAUGAAGUUGACACUGGAGUGACAUAACUCAAAGGAUCAGUAUUUGUAAUGGGGAUGUUACUAGCUAGUGUAGGCCCAACUGAACAAAAAUAGUCGUUAAAUUCCUGGGCUAUAUUUACAUCACCGGUUAUGUCAAUCCCAUUGACCUCCACUUUAUUAACCGUAGUGGAUUUGGAGUGUUUAUUUAAAAGUUUAUUAAUAGUUUGCCAACACUCUUUACUAUUUUUGCAAUCUUUCAGCUUGGCAUUAAAAUAUUCAGUUUUGCAUUUCUUAAUGAGUUUCGUAACUUGAUUUCGGCAUUUUUUAUAAGCCUUAUGGUAGUAUUCAGAGUUUAAUCUGACGGCUUUCUUUUUGAGAUCAUCUCUUUGAUAGGAAAGAGAUUUAAUUUGAUCUGUUAGCCAUGGUGCAUGAGCACUUUUAACUCUGCGGGUUUUAAUAGGUGCAUGAGUAUUGGCAACGUCUAGAAAAAUUGUUUUCCAUUCAUUCCAUGCAGUGUUUGGUUCAGCAGUAAAGCUGUACGUUUUAAAUGUUUCCUGUAAGUCAUGCUGGAACGCUGCCGUGUUAAAAUUUUUGAAUUGCCUUGUCUCGACUAUUUUUGGAGGCUGUUUAGGGAUACUCACUUUACGGCAAAUGUAUACAAGGUUGUGAUCACUAAUCCCCAAGUCUAUCACCCCGCUAUCAAUAGUUUUUGUAUCUUCUACUUUAGUGAUCAUCAAAUCUAUUAAUGUUUUGCUAUUUAAGGUAGUUCUUGUUGGUAUCUGUAUAUGUUGCUGUAAUUGAUAUAUGUCUAAAAGGUCUGUGAGUUUUUUAGUAGGUGCGUCUUUGUUUGUUGAAAGUAAAUCACAGUUAAAGUCGCCGGUGAUAACUAAGUCUUUGUUUUCAUUCUCCAUUAAAUGCAGAUUAUUUUCAAAUUUUUCAAAGAGUUCAAUAGGGGAGUUUGGUGGUCGAUACCAUGUAGAUAUCAGAAAAGGUUUACUUUUAGGUUUUUUAAUCUCAACACAAAUUGACUCUAAGUCUUGGACGAGUAAAUCGUGUCGCUGGAUAUAAGGAAUAUUAUUUCUGAUGUAAAUGGCAACUCCUCCGCCGUGCCUAUUUCUAUCACGGCGUAUUAUGUCAUAUCCACUAAUCCUGACAUCUCGGUCAUUGAAACUUUCAUCUAGCCUUGUUUCGUUAAUUGUAAUUAUAUCAAAAGAUAGUUCAUUGAUAACUAUAGUUAGUUCGUCUAAGUGUUUUGGCAAGCUAGCUAUGUUAAGAUGGCCUAUUUUAAAGCCCUUUAGUUUCGGAUACGAGUGCUGUUCAUAAAUAGAUGAUGAAAUAGAUUCAUGAUUUGAAACGUCUAGAUUUGCUUCUAUGUCUAAAUUUACUUUUAAUUGUCAAUGUUUUAUACAGUCAAUUAAAUUUCUAGCUAGGGUGGACGUACCUCUAGCAUUUAAAUGAAGCCCAGUAGCAUUCAGGUGACUUUUACUAAUGUUGAUAUGUUUAAUAAACAACCAGUUAUUUUUUAAACAUAAGUUAGCCAACAAGUUAUUUGUAGUACUAAUUUUCGCAUUAAGGUUAUCGUCACUUCGAGUGAUCAGACUUGAUAUAAUAACUCGACACUUUGAAUUUUGCUCUAUAUGUUGACCAAGAUCAUUUAGUUUACUUACUAUUUCUUCGGGUCGAUCCCUUGGGAUGUUAUUUGUUCCAGCGUGGACAAUGAUUGCUUUAGGACUUCUCUUUAACGUAGGUUCAACAUAAUGUUUCAUAUCUUCAAUAGUUGCUCCAGAAAACGUGCGAAUAAUCACCCUUUUAUUGCUGUCUAUAGAGCGUCGUACUCUGUUUACGUCUAGCCGCUUUAACAUUGAAUCUCCAAGGAUUGUAACGGAAUCAAGGUCGUGGAUUGUUGAUACAUUGCUGGAAUUGCAGUCGACUUUGUUGAGGGGAUCGCUAGUUGUUUUCUUAGACUUUUGUGUCUUUGAGUCGUGCUUUCGGCCAUGGCUUGUUGGUCUUGCCUCGUCGGCACUUAUGAUUUCUUGCUCUGACUCGUCUGCCGUCUCAACUUCUAACGGAGAAUAACGGUUUGAACCCAGAACGUUUACCAGAUUAGGGCCUGCGGCGGUAGUUUUAAGAUUAUCUUGUUUCGAUGAUGAAUUUCCAUUAAUAUUUCUACUCUUUGGUCUUGAAGCGACUUCUUUGUAGGUAUUCUGUGGUAGGUGCUUUGUUGUCAUGAUGUUAUUGUUGUUGCUUAACUUGACAUCGCCAUCGGACUGUAUUAAUCGGAUAGCAGUUAAAAGGCUAGCCUUUUCGUCUUCGGCGAUCUUUAAUUUUGUAUUGAGGUCGGCCAGGAUGAAUUCAAGAUUAUUCAUUCUCUCAGUUAGAUCUGUAUUUUCACAUCUCAAACGCUUGUUUUCAUCGCGAAGACUACCUGUUCCUGAUGCAUCAUUAGACAUUUCAGUUUUGUAGUCUUCGAAUUUGCAUUGUAAAGUAUUUAGUUGCAGUCUAAUGUCUUGAAUGGCAUUCUCGUAGGAAUAGGGGUGUUUAUAAUUUGGGUAUAGUUCAUGCAGCGAAGAUUGGUUUUCGUCUUUGCUAUGAUCCUGUUCAUCGUCCUUACAGUCGUCUUGUUCUUCGUCUUGGGCCAAUUCCAUAUUUCCUUCACUAAAGUUUCCAGUUUCUAUCACUAAACAUG
Molecule: messenger RNA, 8968 nt
Organism: Paramuricea clavata
Lineage: Eukaryota; Metazoa; Cnidaria; Anthozoa; Malacalcyonacea; Plexauridae
Source: the annotation of a GenBank genome assembly